Esox lucius (northern pike) is the source of this 3834-nucleotide messenger RNA. RefSeq names its product lysyl oxidase-like 2a (gene loxl2a). Gene Ontology annotation, molecular function: copper ion binding; protein-lysine 6-oxidase activity. The record is from RefSeq and is a predicted model, not a curated record. NCBI's taxonomy places the organism in Eukaryota, Metazoa, Chordata, Actinopteri, Esociformes, Esocidae. The coding region runs from base 183 to 2417 and encodes 744 amino acids. The transcript has 14 exons. Gene Ontology annotation, cellular component: membrane. Gene Ontology annotation, biological process: peptidyl-lysine oxidation; sprouting angiogenesis.
AAUAUUGCAGGAGGAGAAAGUUUUGAGGAAUCACUGGAGUGAGAACCGUAGGACUGCAAUAGCACAGGUCAUUUUCUGCAACUUUGACAUUGAGAAGGCAAAUUCGAUUUGAAGCGCUAUUUUUUUUUCCGCCAGGCCAUCUUCUGCAUUUCUUCAAGUGACGUUAAAGUGAGGUCCAAGCCAUGCCAGUCCUGUGCUGCUUUGCCGCACUACUUUCUGUUUGGGCACUAUGCCAGGCCCAGUCGGACACCCAGCUGCCACCUGGCACCCCCGCCAUCCAGCUGCGUCUAGCGGGCGACAAACGGAAGCACUACGAGGGCCGGGUGGAGGUCUACUACAGUGGGGAGUGGGGCACGGUUUGUGAUGAUGACUUCUCCAUCCAGGCGGCCAGUGUGGUGUGCAGAGAGCUUGGCUAUGUAGAGGCUGUGUCCUGGUCACCUUCCUCCAAGUAUGGCAGAGGAGAAGGUCGGAUCUGGCUGGACAACGUCCACUGUACAGGGCAGGAGAGUACCCUGGCCCAGUGCCAGUCCAAUGGCUUUGGGGUGUCUGACUGCAAACACUCUGAGGAUGUGGGGGUGGUAUGUAGCCAGAGACGCAUCCCUGGCUUCAAAUUCAUCAGUACCCUCACCAACAACAUUGAGAGUCUGAAUGUACAGGUGGAAGAUGUGCGUUUCCGGGCCAUCUACUCCCAGCGUAAAAGGAUCCCUAUUUCAGAGGGCUACCUGGAGGUGAAGGACGGUGGGAAGUGGAGACAAAUCUGCGAUGCGGAGUGGACUGACAUGAACAGCCGGGUUGUCUGCGGGAUGUUCGGCUUCCCUGGAGAGAAAGGAUACAACACUAAAGUCUACAAGCUGCUGGCCAAACGGAGGAAGAAGAACUACUGGGGGUUCGGAGUGAAUUGCACAGGGAACGAGGCCAGCCUGCAUGAGUGUAAGCUGGGCCACCAAGUGGAGCUUAAGGGGAACCUCACAUGUGAGAAAAACUUGCCUGUGGUGGUCAGCUGUGUCCCUGGACGUGCCUUCGCUCCCAGCCAUGCCCUGGGCUUCAGCAAGGCCUACAGAGUGGAGCAACCCCUGGUGCGCCUGAGAGGCGGGGCAAACAUAGGAGAAGGUCGAGUGGAGGUUCUGAAGAACGGAGAAUGGGGCACCGUCUGUGAUGACAGCUGGAACCUCAAGGCAGCCACCGUGGUGUGUCGAGAGCUUGGCUUUGGUAGUGCCAAGGAGGCCCUUUCUGGAGGCAGGCUGGGACAAGGAAUGGGUCCGGUCCAUAUGAAUGAGGUGCAGUGCUCUGGUUUUGAAAAGUCCCUGACAGAGUGCCGCUUCAACAGAAAUUCCCUGGGCUGCAGCCACGAGGAGGACGCUGCUGUUAGAUGUCAUGUUCCAGAUAUGGGCUUCAAGAAAAGACUGCGUCUCAGCGGCGGGCGGAACCCGUCUGAGGGCCGCGUGGAGGUGCUGGUGGAGAAGAACGGGUCGUUGGUGUGGGGUACUGUCUGCAGCGAAAGCUGGGGCACCAUCGAGGCUGGGGUCGUGUGUCGGCAGCUGGGACUGGGUUUUGCCAGCAACGCCUUUCAGGAGACCUGGUACUGGCACGGAGACGGGAGCGCUGAUGACGUGGUGAUGAGCGGGGUCAGGUGCUCCGGGACGGAGUUGACCUUGAACCAGUGUCUUCAUCAUGGGAAGCACCUCCAGUGCCCCAAAGGGGGUGGCCGCUUCGCUGCUGGAGUCUCCUGCUCCGAGACUGCCCCAGACUUGGUUCUGAACGCCCAGGUGGUGGAACACACUACCUACUUGGAGGACCGUCCCAUGUAUGUGCUGCAGUGUGCCCACGAGGAGAACUGUCUGUCCAGCAGCGCCGCAACCGCCACCCAGGCGUCCUACCGCCGACUGCUGCGCUUCUCCUCCCAGAUCCACAACAACGGACAGUCGGACUUCCGCCCCCGGGCCGCUCACCACUCCUGGAUCUGGCACGAAUGCCACAGACACUACCACAGCAUGGAGGUGUUCACCCACUACGACCUGCUGAGCCUCAACGGCACCAAGGUAGCCGAGGGACACAAGGCCAGCUUCUGUCUGGAGGACACCCAGUGUGAAGAGGGUAUUGAGAAGAGGUAUGAGUGUGCCAACUUCGGACAGCAGGGCAUCACUGUGGGCUGCUGGGACACCUACCGACAUGACAUUGACUGUCAGUGGAUAGACGUCACAGACGUUAUGCCUGGAGACUACAUAUUCCAGGUUGUGAUCAACCCCAACUAUGAGGUGGCUGAGUCGGACUAUACCAACAACGUUCUGAAGUGCAGGUGUCGAUAUGACGGACACAGGAUAUGGACCUACAACUGUCACAUAGGUGGAUCAAUGAGCUCUGAGUCAGAGGAAUCCUCUUUCCCAGGCCUUGUGAAUAACCAGUUGGGACACAGGUAGUGUGUAUGGAUUUGAUACGAAGAACAUGAGGAACUGUUUUGAAACUGAUAAGAACGACCAGCAAGACUUUACCAACCACUAAAGGGCAUGUUGUUCUGCCUUCUCCCCCCCUGUUAACGCUGGAUUUAACACAGAGAAGCCUAUCACACCUCAGUACCAACAUCUGAUAUAAAGAUGUUGACAACAUGUUUAUAUAUAUUUUUUAUAUCAAGCUUGAAGAAGCACCUCUGUAUCUAAAACAAUCUCAGUAAUUUAUGUUGAAUGUACAGAUGUGUGCUGGUGCAAUUUACAUUUUCUGACACUUAAAGGAAUGUCAUUUGACUUGCAUGUUGAGACAUUGUACUGUUGCUGUUCAUUUGCAUUUGUUAUGAACAGUUGUUUGAGCAAGUAGAAAAUUACUAGAUUUAUAAUCCUCUUUUCUAGUCCAUCCACUUUCUUCAGUAGCCUUUUGAUAGUCCCUUUACAUAAGUCUGUUGGCUCACUCUAGUGUUGACUUUGAGAACUGCUACUGUGCCACCAGCACUCACAGCCAGACAGCAAAAACACUGCACAUGUCUAGCUGGAAAACCCCACAGCAAGCUAGCUUAUUCUGCAAUAGUACAGUAGUGUUAAGAAGCAGAUGAAUUGUCACAGUGACCAAUCCAAUUAUCGCAAACAUAUUGCAUAUUCUCAAAGCAACAUAAGUGCCUAUAAUGUUGAACUACCACUGAUAUACAUUUCCUUUAACUUAUAAAAUACAUUUAGAAACAGUUUCAGGACAAUUUGUGAUGAACAAUUCAGUAGGAAGCCAUUGUAAAUAGGAAUAGUUAGAGGUGUAUUUCCUGAGGUUGAUCAUUAAGGACAAGGCAGAACUGUUACCACCAAACAGCUACCACUUAAUAAAGAAAAAAGAAAUAUCUAUGUUUUUCCUAAGAAACAUCCAUUUGUACAGCUCUAAAGAUGCAAUGAGGAUUUAUGCCAGAAUUCCAACUAACUGUACACAAACCUUUUUCCAAAUUGAUCCAAAAAUACCCAUGCAUUAAGAAGUUUGAGUCAUUUAUGCAAUUUGUGUUGGAAUUCUUGCAAGUUUAAAUUUCUUGUAUCACUUAAUAUAUAAACAUAUUUCAAAUCUCAACUUGAAUAUAUUUAGGUUCUCUUAUUAGCAUAGUACAUUUAGCUUGGUUAAUUUUUUCAAACAUGAUUAAAUUAUUACCAUCAGGGACUCCUAUCUGUUUGUUUUAUUCUAUUCCAUAAAUUGUGACAUUUGUGAAAAUGCACCUUGGCAUUGUUUCAUCCUAUGUAUGUGAGAAAACGAGUACAGGGCCCUUUAUUCUACAAGUGUCCUCUUUGAGUGUUUGUCCUAGACUGUAAGCACAGUUGAAUGGAAAAGCAGUAUGUGUUUGCAUUAUGUUCUGGGAAAUAAACACUUUACAAGCAA